AAUAUAAAGAAACGCUAGCUUAGUCUUUCCAAAAGUGAGAAUAUAGUAAUAUUAAUCCCUUAUGUUUGACACUCCAGAUGUCCAGAAGGAACCGAACAGCUUUUGACACUCCAGUGGGUGUAGAAGGAACUAAGCAGUGUCCUUUCUUGUGGUGAAGUCACAGCAGCAAGCCCAGAGCAUGGAGUCUUGCACAGAGGAGAUAUCAUAUGUGAGCCAGCAAGAAGCUAUAGAAAUUGAUGAUAUGUUGAUGGGUCCUCUUGGUUUUAGUGUGGAUCAGCUCAUGGAAUUGGCGGGCUUGAGUGUUGCCUCUGCAAUUGGAGAGGUCUAUAGUUCAAGUGACUAUACUCGCGUGCUUGUUAUAUGUGGUCCUGGUAACAAUGGCGGGGAUGGUCUUGUAGCUGCUCGACACUUGCAUCACUUUGGUUAUAAGCCUUCCAUUUGUUAUCCAAAACGAAAUACUAAACCUCUUUUUGCUGCAUUGGUCACCCAGCUUGAAUCACUGUCAAUUCCAUUCCUGUCGGAGGAACAACUAUCCGUGCAACUUUCAAGUGACUAUGAUAUUAUUGUGGAUGCAAUUUUUGGAUUCUCAUUCCAUGGCACCCCAAGGCUACCGUUUGACAGCCUCAUUAGAAAGCUGGUCUCUGUAAGAAACCAGCAGUGCACACAUCAGAAAGCUGCUGUUAUUAUAUCUGUAGAUGUGCCUUCAGGGUGGCAUGUUGAAGACGGAGACAUUUUUGGUGUCGGCAUUAAACCUGAUAUGUUGGUCUCUUUGACUGCUCCAAAAUUGUGCGCCAAAAUGUUUUUUGGCACACAUCAUUUUAUAGGAGGAAGAUUCGUUCCACAGUCUAUCAUAGACAAAUUCAAGUUAAAACCCCCUCCUUAUCCUGGCACUUCCAUGUGUGUUCGAAUUGGAAAUCUUCCACAAACCAAUUUAUCGGCACAAAAAGGAAUAUUUGCAUCUUCUGAAUCACUUGAGGAGGUGGAGGAAGAUCCAAUUUAUCAGUUUCAAAAGUGGUUUAGUAAUGCAUUGGCAGCUGGAAUCAAAGAACCCCAUUAUAUGGUCCUAUCAACAGCUGAUAUAGAUGCAAAACCUUCAUCGCGAAUGAUGUCAUUAGAAGGAGUAAAUAAAGAUGGUUUUGUCUGGCAAACCAACUAUGGGAGCCGAAAAGCUCGUGAAAUUCUUGAAAAUCCUCAAGCAUCACUUCUCUUUUACUGGGGUCCUUUGAAGCGCCAGGUAAGAGUGGAGGGAUUUGUGGAGCAAGUUUCUGAGGAGGAAUCAGAACAAUACUUCUCUAGUCUUUCUCGAGAUAUCCAGAUUAGACCAAUAGUUAGUAAGCAGAGCAGACCGAUUCAUGAAAGAGAGGUUCUCCGUCAACAGUACAGAGAAUUAGAGGAGAAGUACCAUGAUAGAACUUCCAUACCAAGACCCAAACACUGGGGUGGUUACCGGCUUAUUCCAGAGUUUUUCGAGUUUUGGCAGGGAGAGGAAUCUCAGGUGCACCUCAAAUUGCGCUAUUCUAUGGAGGAGAUUGAUGGAAGAAGAGUAUGGAGAAUUCACAGAUUAGUCCCACCAUUAGCAGAAUCAGCAUCUUCAUUGUGACCAGUGGCGGAUCCAGACUUUUAUACAAGCGGGUUUCGAACAUACACUGAAGUCCAAAAAAAUAAUCGACUUGUAAAAGCGAUAUUGAGUUAACAAACAAAUAGGGUUUACCUAGUGCUCUUUAUUUUGGUUCUAACAAAGCGUUAAAAAAAAAAAUUGCCCGUGACUCUUUA
Molecule: messenger RNA, 1773 nt
Organism: Nicotiana attenuata
Lineage: Eukaryota; Viridiplantae; Streptophyta; Magnoliopsida; Solanales; Solanaceae
Product: pyridoxine/pyridoxamine 5'-phosphate oxidase 1, chloroplastic-like
Exons: 13
Coding region: 179-1600 (473 amino acids)
Biological process (GO): pyridoxine biosynthetic process
Cellular component (GO): mitochondrion
Molecular function (GO): FMN binding; NAD(P)HX epimerase activity; pyridoxamine phosphate oxidase activity
Source: RefSeq, a predicted model, not a curated record